This is a messenger RNA of Trypanosoma cruzi, 875 nucleotides long. Its product is annotated as retrotransposon hot spot (RHS) protein, putative. Lineage: Eukaryota; Euglenozoa; Kinetoplastea; Trypanosomatida; Trypanosomatidae. The annotation marks the transcript as partial. The transcript has a single exon. The record is from RefSeq and is a predicted model, not a curated record.
GCAUUAAGGCGUGUCAACAAGCCGUGGAUGGGAUGAACGCCUUGAAAUUCGAGGGUUACUUGGAUAUUGGAUAUUGUUGUUUGUCCAAUGACAGCGACUUGUCUCGAAAGCUUGUGAAGGUUGUCCGAAUACGACGAGAAUACAACAUUGAGUCGCCUCUGAAUGUACUGAUAUCUCCCCACGUCGAACGCGAAACAUUGUCCCGGCUGGAGAAUGAAAUGAAGCAGUCCGAUUUUAUUUUGCUUGUUUUGAGGUUCUGGGAUUAUGUCCCACCAUAUCUCAUUGAAAAGUAUGCCGUAUCUGCGUUUUUGAACAAGAAUUUACUGCGUGCGAUAAGACUUAGAAUCAAGGAACUGAGGCUACCAGGACGAGGUGAGUCACACAGGUGUGCGCUGAAAGUGCACUCAGGCAAGAGCUUCGCCAGAAAAGAGGUUCUACCGCCACCGGAACGUCUUUCCAAUCCGGUUGCCAUGGACCACUGGGUGCUGUAUGAGCCUAAAGUCCAUAAAUUUCCACUGGUGGACGGCUUUUUCUUUGUGGACACAAAUCCGAAGACGCUGGUUGGGCUGCGGAUGUCUACGGCAAGUAAGCACCGCACCACAACCAGCGCUGUGAGGCGGUUCACUGAGUGCCUGGCGGCAUAUUUUGAGGGUUGGGAGGAGUUAUCCCGAGACAUGUCGUGGGAGAUUAUUUAUGUGCGGCACGAGAUAUACAGGCCGAUGGAGGGACGGCAGAAAUUUGAGGUCGUCAAUUCCGACAAUUUGGGCGACGAUGAAAACCGAGAGAUUGCGGCGUUCUGUAGGGAAAAGGUGCGCCAGUACCUAGCAGCACUAUCAUCCGCUGACGCCAGAAGAGGCGAAGCUCUCCGGAGGUGA